Funneliformis caledonium is the source of this 390-nucleotide messenger RNA. The record is from the annotation of a GenBank genome assembly. Lineage: Eukaryota; Fungi; Glomeromycota; Glomeromycetes; Glomerales; Glomeraceae.
AUGGGUUUUGUUGUUGGGUUAAUCGUAGGAUUUACAAUAAAUGAAUUUCUACGUACGAAUCAACGAAAUUUAUCAAAGAAAGAUUCUAAAACUGACGAACGCGAAAAUCACCAUAACGUUCAACUGCGAACUGACAUUAUUGAUAUAUCAACAUCACCAACCGAACGAAUUCAUCAAUUACAAGAAGAAUUCGAUUUAUUAACAAUGAAUCCUUUAAUUAAAUUAGAAAAGUAUAAAGACAUAUUACAAGAAGAAAUUAAGUCGGAAAUUGAUUAUUUAGACGAUUUUACUGAAAAUUUAAAAUUAUUUAUUCAACAGGAAGAAGCCAUAUUGGUUAAUGGUAGUAACGAGGAUACUCUGACAUUGAUGAAUAUUUUGUUGAUUAAUUAA